Messenger RNA from Diaporthe batatas, 2175 nucleotides. RefSeq lists its product as uncharacterized. The record is from RefSeq and is a predicted model, not a curated record. The coding region runs from base 302 to 2014 and encodes 570 amino acids. The transcript is spliced from 3 exons. NCBI's taxonomy places the organism in Eukaryota, Fungi, Ascomycota, Sordariomycetes, Diaporthales, Diaporthaceae. Gene Ontology annotation, molecular function: oxidoreductase activity, acting on the aldehyde or oxo group of donors, NAD or NADP as acceptor.
GGGAAACAGCCGGGUAACUGUCGCAGCUGCAGCAAUGCAGCAUCAUGCAACAUGCGACUCCAGAGUCACCCCGCAAACUUUUAUUAUGAUGAACCACAAUACUCCGUUCUGGCUGGCUGUCAGCGGUGCUGCAACCCACAUGUGCACACAGUAGCAGAGUAGUAGGGCUGUAGCUGGUGCUAGCAUCGCGUUCCCCACACCCGAGACGGGCAGCCGCAGCCGGGGGAUGCGGCGUCCCCCAGAUAGUCUAUCUUGCAUCCAGUGAGGGGUCAUCGUAUCGGUCCUACAUAAAGGCUCGUCAAUGGCCUACAAGAUGCCCUCGAGGUCCCUCUUCUCGCCUGCAUUCUCUCUCUCAACUUUAUCCUCACUUCGACUCAGGUCCGCUGCUUCCACGUUCCACAGAUCGGGUGCUUCUGGACUCUGCACACAACAUAUCAGACCUCGCUCCUUAUUCCCUCCCACCUUAUCACCCUUCUCCUGCUCGCGUAGAGCAGCACUCUCCUCUAACACCAGACCAGUCACAGCUAUGGAGGUCGAGCUCACUGCCCCCAAUGGGAAGAAGUGGUCCCAGCCCUUGGGCCUUCUCAUCAACGGAGAGUUUGUCAAGUCGAGCAAUGAGCAGAAGAUCACCUCCAUAAAUCCUUCUACUGAGGAGGAGAUCUGCUCCGUCUUUGCCGCCACUGCUGAUGAUGUUGACCUCGCUGUGGAGGCUGCUCGCAAGGCCUUCAAGGACCCCUCAUGGAAGGGCCUCAGCGGCACACAGCGCGGGGAGCUUAUGAUCAAGCUGGCCGGGCUGGUCGAGAAGAACGCAGAGAUCCUGGCCACGGUCGAGGCACUUGACAAUGGCAAGCCCUACAACACGGCGCUCAACGAGGAUAUCCCAGAGGUCGUCAAUGUCCUCAAGUACUACGCCGGCUAUGCGGACAAGAACUUCGGCCAGGUCAUCGACGUUGGGCCCUCCAAGUUCGCCUAUACCCUGAAGCAGCCCCUUGGUGUCUGCGGCCAGAUCAUCCCAUGGAACUUCCCCCUCGCGAUGGCUGGUUGGAAGCUGGGCCCUGCGCUGUGCUGUGGUAACACGGUGGUGCUCAAGCUGGCCGAGCAGACACCUUUGUCCAUGUUGGUCAUGGGAAAGCUGAUCAAGGAGGCCGGUUUCCCUCCAGGAGUUGUCAACGUCAUCAAUGGUCAUGGACGGGAAGCUGGUGCGGCACUCGUCAAGCACCUGGGUGUUGACAAGAUCGCAUUCACUGGCAGCACAGCCACGGGCAAGGUCAUCAUGAAGAUGGCGAGUGAGACCCUCAAGAACAUCACAUUGGAGACAGGUGGCAAGUCACCACUGAUCGUUUUCGAAGACGCCGACCUGGACCUCGCUGCCACCUGGUCACACAUUGGAAUCAUGUCCAACCAGGGACAAAUCUGCACCGCCACAUCCCGUGUCCUCGUCCACGAGAAGAUCUACGACGAGUUUAUCGCAAAGUUCAAGUCCACGGUGCAGAAGGUUUCGGUCGUGGGCGACCCCUUUGAGGAGACCACAUUCCAGGGACCCCAGGUGACCAAGGCGCAGUACGACCAGGUCAUGAGCUACAUUCAGGCCGCAAAAGACGAGGGCGCAACCAUCGCUCUGGGCGGUGACCCAGCGCCGCAGAAGGGUAAGGGCUUCUUCAUCAACCCCACCAUGUUCACGGACGUCAAGCGGGACAUGAGGAUAUUCAAGGAGGAGAUCUUCGGCCCCUGUGUGUCUGUCAUCCGCUUCAAGGACGAGGCCGAGGCCAUCGAGCUUGCGAACGACACCACGUAUGGCCUCGGUGCGGCACUAUUCACCCGCAACCUGACCAAGGCUCAUCGUGUCGCCGCGGAGAUCGAGGCGGGUAUGGUAUGGAUCAACAGCAGCAACGACUCAGACGUGAGAGUGCCAUUCGGUGGUGUCAAGCAGUCCGGAAUCGGCCGGGAGUUGGGCGAGGCAGGCUUGUCCAGCUACUACAACAUCAAGAGCGUACAUUUGAACAUGGACUCAUAGGGACUGCCUGGGGGAGACCGUAGCAGGGAGGUGUGCUGAACGAAAAGUGUAGUAUUUGGGUUAUGACAUGACGAACUGGCUGGGACAUGAUGGAAUACCCGCCGUGGGCGAGCUAAACUUGUACACAAGAUACUAAUUCAAACGCCUGCUGAUCUGCUCAA